Messenger RNA from Phyllopteryx taeniolatus (common seadragon), 3231 nucleotides. RefSeq names its product lactamase, beta (gene lactb). The record is from RefSeq and is a predicted model, not a curated record. The coding region runs from base 205 to 1917 and encodes 570 amino acids. Lineage: Eukaryota; Metazoa; Chordata; Actinopteri; Syngnathiformes; Syngnathidae. The transcript is spliced from 5 exons.
GUUAUGUGAGUGAGUGAGCGGACGUGUAGUGCUGACCCACAUUUGCAUGGCUGCGUCGCUCGACGUUUUCAGGAUCAGUGCUCGAUUCAUCACGUCUGCUUCGCCAUGACAGACACAUCGGAAGUGAGUUUUUAACGUUUAGCGUCACGUCGAAGCAAGUGUUUUUAACUGAGAAAAUUAAAAAAGACGUUUUGUUCGUUGAAAAUGUACCGCUUGUUGGUGCCACACGGUUUAUGUGCCAAAUGCACAAUGCUUCCCUCGCGAGUUUCCACUCUGUGGAUGUCACUAGCCCGCGGGCGAGCUAGGCCGUCCGACGAACGGAAUGUUUGGAACCAAAGCCGAUGCUACGCGAGCGGGUCCACCAAGACCUUUUCAAAAAACUAUAACAAGUUUUCCUUAGUGUGGGUGUGCGGGGCCGGUGUGGGGCUCGCCUUGGUUUUUGGACUCCAAUAUCACGCGCGGCCAGAAAACACGGCGAUAGAGCCACAGAAACGUCGAUAUGAUGCUGCAGUCAAAGCCAGCCGAGUCUUGGUGGAGCGGAUACAGGUAGGCGCGCAGGUAUGCAGGCAGGAAUGCGCAAUUAAACCGGCCCCACCAGUCUGGCUCGCCUGCUGCAGUUAUGCCGUUUAUGUGGGUUUCUUCUCUUGGAAGGCUGAGGUCGGAGCUCCCGGCCUGGUGGUGGGGGUCUCUGUAGAUGGAGUUCCUGUCUGGUGUCAAGGGGUCGGUUAUGCCGAUUUGGAGAAUCGUCUACCGUGUGCCCCGGAAACUGUGAUGCGAAUCGCCAGCAUCAGUAAGUCGCUCACGUCUGCGGCGGCUGCACGUCUGUGUGAGGAAGGGAAACUCGAUCUUGAUGCACCCGUCCAGAAAUACGUACCAGAGUUUUCUCAAAAGCAGUUUGAUGGACAGAAUGUCACAAUAACGCCUCGCAUGAUUCUCUCCCACCUCAGCGGUAUACGGCAUUACGAGAAGGACCCAAAUAAAGUGAGGGAGGACAAGGAGAAAGCCAAGCGACUUUUGAAGCCAUCAGUGAAGGAGAAAAAGGAGGACAAGAGCUUGUGUGAAAAUAAAGAUGAGCCCACUAAAGAGCAGAAUAUCCAAUCCGAAGAAGCUUCCUGGGGCAAGAAAAAAAAUGAGUUUGAGCAUAAAGAAUACUACUUGAUGGACAAUUUUGAAAGUGUCACUCAGGCUUUGGGCCUCUUUAAGGAUGACCCACUCAUUUUUAAACCAGGCACAACAUUCCUAUACUCCACCCACGCCUACACCCUCCUUAGUGCUGUCAUAGAAAAGGCUGCUGGCCAACGCUUCCUGGAUGUCAUGACAAACCUCUUCCGGGAACUUGGAAUGCUCAAUACUGUGCCUGAUCAGAAUGAACCAAUCAUUUACCAUCGCUCCAGAUAUUAUCAUCUGAGCAAGCGAGGACGGGUAGUGAACUGCCCGUACGUAGACAACUCGUACAAGUGGGCAGGCGGCGGCUUCCUUUCCACGGUAGGGGACCUGCUGCUCUUUGGUAACGUUCUACUCUACAGUUACCAGAUGGCCCACGUAAAGGACACUGCAGGGCUGCUGCCCGGCUUCCUCAAACCCCAAACUGCCGUGGAGUUAUGGACAGCGGCGGACAAGACGGAAGCCAGCUGGGACAAGGAUGGACGGUACGGCCAAGGCUGGCUGGUCGUGGACAAACAGCAGAAAUACGGGCAGUGCAGAAAGCGCCGGCACUAUGUGUCGCACACAGGAGGCGCUGUGGGGGCAAGCAGUGUCCUGUUGGUGUUGCCCAGUGAGGAGAUUGAGCAGCGGCAGGGACAGAAUGUCCUACCGCAGGGGGUGGUGGUCACCAUUAUCACCAACAUGCAGUCGGUGGGACUCAACAGCACAGCCCUGAAAAUUGCACACGAGUUUGACAAAGCCAGAAGUGCGUAAGUUGUUUCCAGAAACGUGACUGAUUUGUUUUGAUGUAGCUUUUAGAGUGUGUUGUUGAAAAGGAGAUACUUAAAGCUGUAUUUUUACAUCAAACUAAUUAAUUUCUUGCUUUAGACUGCAAUACCUCACUGUUUGUAACACAAAAAGUCUAGUGUCAAACAAAUCCAUGUAAUUAUGAAUUUUUGCCUUGAACAAAUAUUUCUUAAUUUUACAAUGAAAAGGAAUUCAUUAUCAAAAUUGAUUUGUUUCUGUGUCAUAUUUAAUGAACUUGUUGUGGCCAAAGAUUAUUUGACAUUUGAUUAUUACAUGAUUUUUCAAAUAUCCUUUCAUUGGUGAGGUUGAAUGGUCAUUGCAUUACAGAUACCGUAAGAUAAGCUUUCAUUAGUAGAAAUCAAGACACAGAGGUGUUUAUACGACAUCAAACAAAGAAGAACACACUGCAAAAAAAUGCAUUCCGUCCAGUUUUUUUCACUUUUUUGAAACUGACUGUAUUGAAUCAGUUGUUGCCCUUUUUUGUUUUUGCUAUAAUUAUGAAGUCUGAAGUCAUCUUUGUAAUCAUUACAUGAGAUUGAAAAAUAUACAGUAUUGUGUAAUGUUUAAAUUGUUUAGUUUUGGGAAAACAUGGAAAAUGUUUCUCUUUCAGUCCACUAGAUGGUGUUAACCACUAGAAAUGCCAGCAAUCAGAAUCAGAAUCAUCUUUAUUUGCCAAGUAUGUCCAAAACACACAAGGAAUUUGUCUCCGGUAGUUGGAGCCGCUCUAGUACAACAGACAGUCAAUUUACAGAACACUUUGGAGACAUAAAGACAUUGACAAAAAACAAUUGUGCAAAAAGAUGCAGAGUCCUCUAGCACUUAGAGCAGUUCGAAUGGCUAAUAUCGCAAUAGUCCGGUGCAAUGACCAUUGUGCAAAGGGCACUGAGACUUCAAGGAGUGUAUGCAGUUUAAAGUGACGAGUAGUGCGAUAAUCUGGGACAAUGGUUGUGCAAAUGUUACAGAUACUCCUCAAUCAGUGUGCAAAUGGAGCAGAUGCUACUCUGGCAUGAGUGGCCAGUAUAUGCAAAUAGUGCAGCACGGCGAGACAACUACAGUGAGUGCAUAAUUGGCCCCACAGAAAUGUGACAACGAACUCAAGUCAAAAAAUUGCCAGCUUGUUGUAAUGGAAUUAUAAAUUAGCUGUUUAAGAAGUUGAUUGCAAGAAGGAAGAAGCUGUUGGAAUGUCUACUAGUUCUAGUUUGCAUUGAUCGGUAGUGCCUACCUGAGGGAAGUGCUACGUAGGAAGAAAAUUGUGAGUUGUAUAUACUCGAGCGAUUGUCA